This is a messenger RNA of Saccostrea echinata, 1887 nucleotides long. Its product is annotated as E3 ubiquitin-protein ligase TRIM8-like. The coding region runs from base 1 to 1887 and encodes 628 amino acids. Gene Ontology annotation, molecular function: zinc ion binding. The transcript has a single exon. Lineage: Eukaryota; Metazoa; Mollusca; Bivalvia; Ostreida; Ostreidae. The record is from RefSeq and is a predicted model, not a curated record.
AUGGCGUGUUCAACAACAGAACAGGAAGGUAUGAGCAAAGUAGACGUUUCCAAAUGUCCAAUUUGUUUUGAACAGUUUAAAACACCACGUGUCUUGUCAUGUUCGCAUGUAUUUUGUCACGAUUGUUUGUCUUCCUAUAUUAUAUCAACCUGUCAACCAAAGGAGGACCCAUUAGGAUUUCACUGUCCUGUAUGUCGAGAAUUUGUACCUAGUCCUAGUUUCUCCUCAAAUUUUAAAGAUUGGUGUCAGCAUUUUCGAACCAAUAGACAACUAGGGGAUAUUUCUCCUAAAAUAUGUGAAGCCUGUAAACGAGAAAAUGAGACGGAGGUGGCGGAUACCUAUUGUUUGUCUUGCUGUGAAGCACUUUGUGAUAUCUGUACCAAGUGUCACAGAAGAAGUCGUGUAUCUCGGGAUCACAAGAUCUGCCGUCUUGAUGAGAUAAAAUGUGUACCUGAAUUGUCAAAUAUAUUUUCAAACAUCUGUUGCGAAAAACACAAAGAUCGACCGAUAGAGCUAUUUUGCAAUGAUCAUGAGGAAGCUUGUUGUGCAAUGUGCUGCAGCACCGAACACAGGAAAUGUGAAAGCGUGGAAACCAUUCAACAAAAAGCAGAAAAAGUCAAAAGCAGUGGAUUAGUAGGGGACUUAUUAAAUGACAUCAAGGAAUUUGGACAAAAACUUUCUGAGACAAAAUGCAUAGAAGAAAAAAAUAUCACAGAAAUAGAAGAUGAGGCAGAUGCUAUAACUGGCGAGGUGCAAAAUGUGAAAGAAAAAAUUAUUCAGAAUCUUGAAAAACUGGAAAAUGAGUUUUUAGACAAAAUUUCCACACACAUAAAACAGUGCAAAGAAAAAUUGACAACGAAUAUACAGACAGUUGGUGAUAUAAUUCACUCCGUGGAACUAUGUCGAAAAGAUUUAGAGACAGCUACAAGUUUACAAGAUGUCAGUUUUCUGAUGGGAUUCCUCAAAACCAAGAAAACACUGGAAUAUAUCAAGAAUAAACAAGUAGAGAAAAUUGAGUUCAAAUUGCAAUCCACUUUAGAACUUGAUUUUAAAGCAGUUGCCAAUCUCUCAAAAAUUGGAAACGCUGAAAUUAUUGAAAAAAGAGAGCGUUUAUCAGAUAUGUUUGACGUUAAAAACCUUCUACUUGAGUUGUAUCAAGAGAUGCAAUUUCCUGGUAGCAGCAUUCGUAGUGUGAUCUUCCUUUCUGACACUGAAGUGAUAUUCCCUGACUGGAACACAGAUACAGUAAAGAGAUACUCUACAAAAAAAGACAAGUGGAAUUUUCAAAAUGAGAUUAUGCUUGUACAUAGUACCUUUGAUAUAAAGCGAAAUGGAGAUUUUUAUUUUGCAUCAUGCAUUUCGAGUAAAAAGAUAAAGAUUCUCUCAGCUGAGGAUUUUCAAAUACUGCGUACAGUCAAUGUUGGUAAGGCUUGUUAUGGGAUUUCAUUUUGGAAUCACUUCUUAUAUACAGCAUGUCACACAGCAAUUAUUAAAAUGGAUACAGAGGGAAAUAUAUUAAGAACAUAUCCCACAGCUAGCGGUGUUCACUAUGUUGCUGUCACAAGAAACGGGCAUAUUGUUUUCAGUAUUUUUAAGGGGAAACACUCGGUGUCUGCCAUAACAAACGAAGGUGACACUGUCUGGACAUAUAGUCACGAGAAGCUGAAGCAUCCUUACGGUCUUCAUAUUGACUGUGAUGAUAUUAUAUACGUGGCAGGGACAAAUAGUAACAAUGUUCAUGUGUUAACCAGCGAUGGGUUUCUACUACGUAUGAUUGAAGAUAUGCCAAGUCCGGUGUUUUUCAUAUUUAACAAGGAUAGAAAUAUUUGUUGUAUGGGGACAAAUGUAUGGGGCACUAGCAUUAAGAUGUAUGCAGUUAAGUUUUAA